CUGAGCAAUGCCAUGUGUGUCUUUCAGUGCGCGUUUAACUUUCAACUAAAACCGAACUGCGAGCAUCCCACGCUUAACACGGUGGAACUCCUGUCACUGGACUCCUUGCUCACUCCUGACAUCCAGUGUCAGCAGCUGGUGCUUUGAAGAUGAUCAACCCUCACGUAUACCUCCACUAUAACUACACAGGUAAGCUGGACCACCGGCCCACCGUGGGCACGGGCGCUGGCGCCGUGGACACCAAAACCAUUGUGUUCCUCAUCAUAUGCAGCUUCAUCGUUCUGGAGAACCUCACCGUGCUGGUAGCCAUAUGGAGAAACCACAGGUUCCACAACCGCAUGUACUUCUUCAUCGCUAACCUGGCACUUUGUGACCUUCUCGCUGGAGUGGCUUACCUGGUCAACUUGCUGCUGUCAGGAGAGAAGACCCUGAAGCUGUCACCUGCUCUCUGGUUUGUCAGAGAGGGCAGCAUGUUUGUAGCACUAGGUGCCUCCAUUUUCAGUCUCCUGGCUAUUGCAAUAGAGAGACACCUGACUAUGAUCAAAAUGAGGCCUUAUGAUGCCAAUAAGAAUUACAGAGUGUUUCUGCUCAUAGGGACCUGCUGGCUGAUUGCGAUAUCUCUUGGAGCUUUGCCUAUUCUUGGCUGGAACUGCCUGGAUAACCUCCCUGAUUGCUCAACCGUUCUCCCCCUCUACAGCAAGAAAUAUGUAGCUUUCUGUAUCACUGUUUUCAUGGUUUUGCUCUUAGCCAUGUCAAUCCUGUACGCCCGUAUCUAUAUCCUGGUGAAGUCCAGCAGCCAAAAGGUGAGCAAGCACAGCAAUUCGGAGCAUGCAAUGUCACUGCUGCGCACCGUCAUCAUUGUAGUUGGGGUUUUUAUUGCCUGCUGGACGCCCAUCUUCAUCCUGCUCCUAGUAGAUGUGGCAUGUGAGAACGGCUGGCGCUGCCCUAUCCUCUACAAGGCUGACUGGUUCAUUGCAGUGGCUGUGCUCAACUCAGCCAUGAACCCAGUCAUCUACACUCUGGCCAGCCGUGAGAUGAGACGGGCCUUCUUGGGUCUGGUAUGUGGUAUUUGCUUCAGGGGGAAGGCUUCUGUUAAUGGCAGUGGGAACAGGCAGUCUCUGGAGCCCAGCCGCAGCAGGAGCAAGUCGUGGAGCAGCCAGAACAACCCCAAUCAGAACCAACAAAGCUCCAAGCAGGCAGAGAUGGAGAAGGGGGAGGAAACAAACACGGUUCAUAGCGAGGUUUCAGUGGUGGCAGGAACAAGCAGAGGUGCUGCUGAGACUAUCCACGACAGUAACAGAAAAGACUGAAACAGGGAACCAAGAUACCUGUAGUAGGAAGGUUAUAUGCUCAUGGGCCUCUGCAGUGCUCACAAUGGACAGAAUUGAUGAGAAAAAGAAAAUUGAGUCUUGAUUAAUAUAGAAUGAAGACAUUCUUGAAUGAAAUGUUGACGUCAGGCCUAGGCUGCAAGGAAUGGUUCCUCCUUUGUGCUUGAUGCUGAUGUCUCUUCAUCAUUCACGAUUGGGAAGCUCAUUAAAGAGUACACCUAGCAUUAUACUAAGUAAUGGAUGAGGCCAAUAUGCUCGAUGACUGAAUAUCACCUCUAGGUAUAGCUCAUAUUUGCCAGUGAAUGGCGGACUUAGCCUUGACAGAAAAUCAUUUACCUCCGUGGUUGCAGAUGUGACCAUCUUAGACAAGAAAUGACAAAAACCUGAAAUGAAUUACAUUAAAAGUGCAAUUAUAGUACCGCAAAAGUUAUAUAUAGAUGAAUGUGAGUGAUUGUAAACAGUUAUUGGUGUAAUGACAAGUUAUUUAUUAUUCUAUGCAGUAUAUUCUGUAAUUUUGUAUUUAGUCAAUAAUACUUACUAUAGUAUACUAUGCAAAGAUGAUGUGACGUAAAUGAGAUAAAAACACCAUUUGGAGAUUCAAACCUAUUACCCGUUUCACCAUUUAAGGAGCAUUAUGUUCAAAAUGACAGAACUGCAUCUGUUAUGAUACUUUAUAAUACUUAUGUAGAUAAUUUAACAUCAGUUAUGUUUAGUGAUACAAGGGCUCCAUCUGCUGGCUAGAAAUGGUAGUUAUCAUCCUAUGUGAUGUCUAGAUACUGUAUUUUCACUACAUGCAUGCUCAGGACAGAAUCAUCUCAUUUUUGCACCAAAUUGAAAUUGUGUAUGAGUUUGUGUGAUUAUUUCAGAAACUAAUAUGUAGUAUAUCAUCUCUAAAAGCAUGACGCUGGUAGACUGAAGAAACAAGCCUUGCAAAGUCAUGUGAAUGCAACGCAGCAUGUUAAAUGGAAACUGCUAAAUUAGAUGCAGCUAUUUAUAUGAUGCAAACUAUUAGCCUUGAUAUUAUAAAGGGAAAGUAAACAUACUGUAUAAAUAUGAUACACCUGGAUCAUUUCAGGUGGCCAGUAGAGAGUGCAGUUCUGCUCAGUCAUGUGCAGUACCUUUCCCACUUCAUAAAGGGUCAGGUCACCCAAAAUACAAAUAAACAUUUUUAAAACUUAUUUGUAGAGGUAUAUAUAGCCAUGCAGAUAUGUUUUCUUCUUUCUUGUGUCCAAAUUUAGAUAUGUACCCCUCUAAUUCCUGUUUCCAGCAAAAUAAAUGAAAUUUCAAAUCGAAUGUUGUUUGUGGUGCUCACAGCAUUAAAAAUAACACUAAAAAACAACAAGCAAAAAACAGUAUCCCUUUUACUUUCAAAGAUAUAAUCCAAAGACAUCACUGUGGAUGGCUUUUACUAGAACUACUUUAUACCAAAGAAAUAGUCCCUGUGAAAACUUCUCCAAAAUUACAAGGACACUGUUUAUGGAGAUUUUGCUGUGAAUUUAUUUGCAUGGCUAGAUAUCACCAGAAAUAAGUGAGAAAACAUCAUUUGGAUUAACCGUCCCAAUGUGUCUAAAUACUGCGUGUAUCAAAAUGUGUUAUUAUUACAGGACAGAAAACAAAAGAGAUUCUACACAUUCACGGUUUUAUUGCCAACAGUCAUACAGAAUAAUGAUAAACCCAUACAACCAAAAGAUUAAAUCUGUAAACAUCAUUUGGACUCGUUUCUUUGUUUUUAUUUCCUUUUUUUUCUAUACCUGUUCCAAAAUAGUGAGUUUUUGUGUGAUUCUGUCUGACAAAGGUUUAUAUUUAGAAUCUGGAAAUGAUACAUUUAUAAUAUAUAAUAGAGAGGGAGGGAGAUACAGAGAUAGAGAGAGAGAGAAAACAGUAGUCUCAAGCAGCAACACGCAGCAGGGCAAAACACAACCUCUAGUGAACAGGCAUGCCCCAUUGAAGAUCAGCUAUUGCACUUUGAAGAGAGAGAGAAAAAUAAAUAAAAACACCAUUUGUACAAAUAAAAGGCAC
Scomber scombrus (Atlantic mackerel) is the source of this 3347-nucleotide messenger RNA. Its product is annotated as sphingosine 1-phosphate receptor 3. The transcript has 2 exons. NCBI's taxonomy places the organism in Eukaryota, Metazoa, Chordata, Actinopteri, Scombriformes, Scombridae. The record is from RefSeq and is a predicted model, not a curated record. Gene Ontology annotation, biological process: G protein-coupled receptor signaling pathway. The coding region runs from base 150 to 1310 and encodes 386 amino acids. Gene Ontology annotation, cellular component: membrane. Gene Ontology annotation, molecular function: sphingosine-1-phosphate receptor activity.